UUUAGCGGCCGGUGUUUGUUGACAGCAACGCCGCUUAGCUCAGCACCACUGUGAUAGUUUAAUUGUGCUGUCGGGCAAAAUGGCAUCGUCUAACUCAUACAAACUAAGAUGCUCCAUCCCGGGUCACGAAAUGGACGUCAGGGGACUCACAAGUGCUGUUUUUCCAGAGGGAGCUUUUGUGUCGGUGUCCAGAGACCGAACCGGAAGAGUCUGGGUUCCAAACUCAAGCCCAGACAAAGGCUUCACAGAGAUGCACAGCAUGUCUGGACACUCCAAUUUCGUAUCUUGUGUAUGCAUCAUCGCACCCAGUGAAACAUAUCCCCGAGGACUUAUCGCCACAGGGGGAAAUGAUAACAACAUAUGCGUUUUCACAAUGGACCAAUCUAAGCCCCUAUUCACACUCACGGGCCACAAAAACACAGUUUGCACCCUGUCUUCUGGGAAGUUUGGGACACUUUUGAGCGGCUCCUGGGACACCACAGCCAAAGUCUGGCUCAAUGAGAAGUGCAUGAUGACCUUGCAGGGACACUCUGCAGCAGUGUGGGCAGUGGUCAUCUUACCAGAACAAGGCCUUAUGCUGUCUGGAUCAGCAGAUAAGACCAUAAAGCUUUGGAAAGCUGGACGCUGUGAGAAGACAUUUACAGGUCAUGAGGACUGUGUAAGGGGACUAGCAGUGAUCAGCAACACUGAGUUCUUCUCUUGCAGCAAUGAUACUAGUAUCAGAAGGUGGCUAGUGACAGGCGAAUGCGUACAGGUCUAUUACAGCCACACAAACUACAUCUACAGCAUAGCUGUCUUCCCUAAUAGCCAAGAUUUCAUAAGCACAGGGGAGGACAGGACUUUGAGGAUAUGGAGGCAGGGAGAGUGCUCUCAGACCAUCCGUCUGCCUGCUCAGUCUGUGUGGUGCUGCUGUAUUCUACCCAAUGGUGACAUAGUCAUUGGGGCCAGUGAUGGCAUUAUCCGUGUGUUUACGGAAGCUGAGGACCGCAUAGCAAGUGCAGAGGACUUGCAGGCUUUUGAGGAUGAACUAUCCAAAGCCACUAUUGACCCCAAGACAGGCGACCUUGGAGACAUCAAAAUGGAGGACCUGCCUGGAAGGGAACACCUUAAUGAGCCUGGGAAUCGUGAUGGACAGACACGUCUGAUAAAAGAUGGACAAAAGGUGGAGGCAUAUCAGUGGAGUGUCAAUGAUGGCCGCUGGAUGAAAAUUGGAGACGUGGUCGGAGGCUCCAACCAACAGACCUCCAAGAGCGUGAUGUAUGAAGGAAAGGAAUAUGACUACGUCUUCACCAUCGACGUGAAUGAGGGAGGGCCAUCCAUGAAGCUGCCUUACAACGUCUCAGACGACCCCUGGCUGACAGCGCACAACUUUUUGGAGAAGAAUGACCUCAACCCCAUGUUCCUCGACCAGGUUGCCAAUUUUAUAAUAGAGAACACUAAAGGACACGAGGUGGGACCGGCUCAGCCUGCUGCUGGUGACCCAUUCACUGGAGGCGCUCGAUAUAUCCCCGGGGCUUCUGAUGACCGGCCAGGCUUUGGAGCUGAUCCCUUCACAGGAGGAGGUGCGUACUCCUCAGCAGCCCUCAGACAGACAGCAACCAACAUCUACUUCCCCAAGACUGAUGGUGUGACCUUUGAGCAAGCCAAUUCCUCACAGAUCAUCGCCAAGAUCAAGGAGCUGAAUGGAGGUGCCCCUUCAGAGCACAAGCUGUCUGAAGAAAUUCUGGAAAGCCUUGAGAGGCUGCUGAGCUCUGUGUCUGAGCCUAACUCCCCCGCAUCUCCCCCAACUAUCCAAGAGAUCAACCUGCUGUGGAAGGCCGCUCACUGGCCUGAAGACAUUGUGUUUCCUGUCCUGGACAUUAUGAGGCUGGCAGUGCGCCACCCACAGGUUAAUGAGAGCCUCUGUGGAGAGGCCGAGGGAGUCCAGCUGUGCAACCACCUGCUGAGCCUGAUGAGGCCUGAGGGGCGUCCUGCCAACCAGAUGCUGGCGCUACGGACUCUGUGCAACUGCUUUAGUGGCAGACACGGUCGAGCCCUCCUCAUGGCCCAGCGUGAAACGGUGCUAUCACGCGCUGCCGACCUGGCCACCGUGUGCAAUAAGAACAUCCACAUUGCCCUGGCCACUCUGGUGCUUAACUACGCUGGCUGCCUGCACAGUCAACCCGAUCUCGAGGCCAAGGCCCAGUGCCUGUCCGUGGCCAGUAGAGCUCUGGAGACGGUACAAGACAAGGAGGCUGUGUUUAGGCUGCUGGUGGCCUUGGGAACCACUGUGGCCUCAGACCAGACAGCCCAGGACCUGGCUCGCUCCCUGGGGGUCAACUCUCAGAUUUCCAAGUACUCAUCAGUGUCUGAUCCAUCGAAGGUGGCCGAGUGUUGCCAGCUGGUUUUAAAAGAACUACAAUGAUGUGAAUGAUUAGAGAAAAAAAAGCACUCGUUUCUUACUAUCACUCUGUUCUGCUUAAUCGGUUGUGGUGGAGACUUGAAUACUUGUAUGUUCUGCAAUAAAAAAGAACAAAUUAAAUCUCU
This is a messenger RNA of Epinephelus lanceolatus (giant grouper), 2526 nucleotides long. NCBI's taxonomy places the organism in Eukaryota, Metazoa, Chordata, Actinopteri, Perciformes, Serranidae. The record is from RefSeq and is a predicted model, not a curated record.